UGCAACGGCUCCUCGUGCAGAAGCAGGGAGGCUUCGUGCAAGGGCUCCUCGUGCAACAGCUCCUCGUGCCACAGGAGCGGGGCGGCCUCGUGGAAGGGCUCCUCCUGCAACAGUUCCUCAUGCAAGGGCUCCUCGUGCAAGAGGCGUGGGGAGGCCUCGUGCGACGGCUCCUCGUGCAAGGGCUCCUCGUGCGACGGGAGUGGGGAGGCUUCGUGCGAGGGCGCCUCGUGCAACGGCUCCUCGUGCAAGGGCACCUCGG
Leptosomus discolor (cuckoo roller) is the source of this 259-nucleotide messenger RNA. Lineage: Eukaryota; Metazoa; Chordata; Aves; Leptosomiformes; Leptosomidae. The record is from RefSeq and is a predicted model, not a curated record.